UUUUACAGGUCUGAUGUCGCUAACGUCAGACUGACUGCAGUGGAACAUCCCAGUGAAGGAAGAAAAGCAGGACUGAAUCUGUCCUACAAAGGUAAACACCAGGAAACUGAUGAGUACAAGCAGACCUGAACAGAAGACCAUAAAGAAGCAUCUUUAAAGAAGGUUCAACAGGCAUACAUUAAACAUAAGAGAAGAUGUUUAAGAAACUUUUUUCAGUGAAGAAAAGAAAAGCGAAAGAAUUGCAUAAAGUCAAAAAUGAACCACCCAGUCAAAGAUCUGCAGAAGCAGGAGAAGAAAAUCGCUCACAUGGUGAAGACAUGGAGGAUCCUGUAGGAGGAGCCUGCUGCUCAGUUCCCAGAAGGCCAUCUCAAAUCCUACCGGACAACUCUCCUGUCUUGGGAUCACGUCUCUUCCCAUACAGAACAUGGUCCUCUUCUAGGCUGUCUCCACGCAUUAAAUUAAAUAGUCAUCACUGCAAUAUCGGUGAUGAUGAAGUUAUGGAGAAAGAAACUGUUAUAUGGCGAUCCAAACCAUUAGCAGCAAGCUUACCUGACAUGAGGUUAAAGGAGUUUACACCGGGCAUCACUGCUGAUGGGUCUGAUGAUAAAACCUACCUGUUCCAGUGCUCCUGUGCAGGCCUGUACCAGUGCAGUGUGACCGGCCUGGUGUUUGUCAUGAAGGGAGAAGGAGAAGUGGUUUACAGGACUGUCCCUUGGUACAUGAGGCUGCUGACCCAACACCACAAGAAGCCUGCAGGACCCCUGUUUGACAUCAGAUGUCAGCAGCAGUCUGUGUGUCAGCUUCAUCUCCCACACAGUGAGAUCAUCUCCACAGGUGGAGGUCAGUUCUUGCAGGUCACUGAGGUGAAUGAUGAGGGCAUCGAGUUCAUCACCCCUCACCAGAUAACAAAAACUCACGUUGUUGUAAACAUCACAGGCUUUUCUUAUUACGGCAUUGUCAAUAAUGAAGACUCUCCCCCUGACCCAGUCCAAGCUUUGGUUCUGCUCUUCUACAAACCCCCAGUUGAUCCUGAUCCCAGGUCUGUCCUCAGUGUGUUGUUGGUGCCGAGGAACAUCAAGAUCCAAGAUGUCAAAGAGAAGAGGAGGGAAUUAAUUGGAGAAGAGACAUACAUAGACAUACCCUCUAAAUGCAAUCUGCAUCCAAAGCAGCUUUACUCUCUUUCCACCGUUCCUGAUGAUGGCCUGAUUGUAGUUCAACCAAGUGAAACAGUGUUUGAUGACGUGUCCCUUGACAAUCCUGUCCCAUCCUUCCAAGUGAUUUUUAAUAGACUCAUUAGCAAUAUUAACCUGAGUCUGACACACCAGAGCAGCUCCAGCUGUGUCUGGGAAAGUGAGGUUUGUCUUUUGCCCAACAGAAUGAGAAGCAUGAUUCUCUCUUCAAAUAAGAAGCUGUUAAAAGUACGGAGCUUGUUCAUUGAUAAGAUAUCAGAACCUGUUCUCAACAGUCUGCUCGACAAACUGCUGGAGAAAAAUGUGAUAACUGAUGCUGAGAGGGAGGCAGCAGAUGCAAAGAAAAAGAGAAGGAAAAUAGCUUGUUUUGUUUUCGAUACUGUGAGGAGGAAAGGUGAAGAUGCCAUUUUAGAAAUGAUUGAGUCUCUUUGUGAGCUCGAUUCCUUCCUCUGCAGGAAUCUUGGGUUGCUAUGACAUUAUUAUCUUGACCUCCAGUAACACAGUGAGGAAUUUUGGAGGAAUUUUUGACCAGGACAUGUCCUUGAAUGCACAUAUGAAAGCUACAUACGUCAGCUUUCUUUCAUUUUCACAAUUUCUCUAAAAUUAGGCACUGAAAAACUAGUUCAUGCAUUUAUUACUUCUAGGCUGGACUACUAUAAUUCAUUAUCAUCAGUAUCAUUAACUUCCUGAAAAUCCUUCAGUUAAUCCAAAAUGCUGCAGCAAGAGUACUGACAGGGAUUAGAAAGAGAAACCAUAUUUCUGCUUUCACCCCAUUAUAUUCAGCCUCUUCUUAAUGACCUCAUAAUGCUAUUUCACCCCAUUAGAUUCACUUCUCAGACUGCAGGCCUACAUGUAGUUCCUAAAGUAGAAUGAGAAGCAGAGCCUUCAGCUUUCAGGCCCCUCCUCUUCUUCACUUACGUUCUGGUUUUAUCCACAAUAUGGUAAUACACCGUUCUGUAUUUAAUCAUUAUCUACUGGCUGCCGGGAUCAUUCCCUCUUCCACAUCCCUGCUCGGCGUAGACUUCUCCUGUUAGGUCUGCUUUCACAGGCCUCACUGACUCAGACACUUAUCCCCAUGAAUGAAGCAAGACACUCAGAGCUCAAUCCAUUUUAACUUGCAAGGCAAGCCAGUCUGGUCAGCAUCUUGAAGGUACAAGCUCCCCACCUGACCCCAGCCAACUUCAAAUUCCAGCCUUCCCACGCAGUCUUUUGUUGAGUGAACACACAAACACCUCAUUGUAAAACCUCUAUGGUGUGUCAAGUUAAAGGCACCGUGUAUGCAUGUGUGAGUGUAUCUGUGCUUGUAUACAUGACUUCCUGGUUACA
Messenger RNA from Oreochromis aureus, 2516 nucleotides. RefSeq lists its product as uncharacterized. Lineage: Eukaryota; Metazoa; Chordata; Actinopteri; Cichliformes; Cichlidae. Bases 195 to 1664 code for a protein of 489 amino acids. The record is from RefSeq and is a predicted model, not a curated record. The transcript is spliced from 2 exons. Gene Ontology annotation, biological process: regulation of apoptotic process.